AUGCCCAAUCCCGCCCCCAUCAUCGACAACAAGCCCGCUCCCAAUAUCUCAUACUUCACCCCCGCUCAGGAUCCCCCCGCAGGAACCGCCGCCAAUCCCCAAUCCGAUGGCCAAUCGCCUCCCAAACUCUUCCAGCCACUUUCCAUCCGCGGUCUCACCCUGCAGAAUCGUAUUGGCCUAUCCCCCCUCUGCCAAUACUCCGCCGACGAUGGCCACCUGACGGCCUGGCAUAUGGCCCAUCUGGGCGGCAUCGCCCAGCGCGGACCCGGGUUCAUCAUGAUUGAAGCCACCGCAGUCGAGCCCGAGGGCCGCAUUACCCCGCAGGAUGCCGGGCUCUGGCAGGACUCGCAGAUCGAACCCAUGCGCCAGGUCAUUGAGUUCAUCCACAGUCAAAACCAAAAGGUCGGCGUGCAGAUUGCCCACGCCGGCCGCAAGGCCUCCACUGUGGCCCCCUGGCUGUCCUUCAACGACACCGCCGUCGCCGAAGUCGGCGGAUGGCCCGACCGCGUCAAGGGUCCCUCCGACAAGCCCUUCACCGAUCGCUUCCCCACCCCCAAAGCCAUGACCACGGCGGACAUCGAGGAUCUCAAGACCAAGUGGGUGGCCGCCGUCAAACGCGCCGUCGCGGCGGGGGCCGACUUUAUCGAGAUCCACAACGCCCACGGCUACCUGCUCAUGUCCUUCCUCUCGCCCGCGGUCAACUCCCGCACCGACGAGUACGGCGGCAGCUUCGAGAACCGCACCCGGCUGAGUCGCGAGAUCGCCCAGCUCACGCGCGACGCCGUGCCCCCGACGGUGCCCGUCUUCCUGCGCGUGUCGGCCACCGACUGGCUGGAGGAGUCCCGGCCGGAUCUGCCCAGCUGGCGGCUGGAGGACACGGUGCGGUUUGCUAAGGACCUGGCCGACAGCGGGACGGUUGACCUGCUUGACGUCAGCAGCGGCGGCGUGCACGCCGACCAGCACAUCCACGCCCGUCCUGGUUUCCAGGCGCCUUUUGCGGCGGCGGUGAAGAAAGCCGUGGGCGACAAGAUCUACGUGGGGUCGGUGGGCAUGAUCGACUCGGCGCAUCUGGCGCAGUCGCUCCUCGAGAAGGAUGGACUCGAUGUGGUCCUAGUGGGUCGGGGAUUCCAGAAGAAUCCCGGGCUGGUGUGGACGUGGGCGGACGAGCUGAACCUAGAGAUCAGCAUGGCCCAUCAGAUCCGGUGGGGAUUUGGGAGCCGGGGGGGUCUUACAUACUUCUAG
Messenger RNA from Aspergillus campestris IBT 28561, 1242 nucleotides. Its product is annotated as NADH:flavin oxidoreductase/NADH oxidase. The record is from RefSeq and is a predicted model, not a curated record. Lineage: Eukaryota; Fungi; Ascomycota; Eurotiomycetes; Eurotiales; Aspergillaceae. Gene Ontology annotation, cellular component: intracellular anatomical structure. The transcript is spliced from 3 exons. Gene Ontology annotation, molecular function: NADP binding; NADPH dehydrogenase activity; FMN binding. The coding region runs from base 1 to 1242 and encodes 413 amino acids.